Molecule: messenger RNA, 1273 nt
Organism: Cannabis sativa
Lineage: Eukaryota; Viridiplantae; Streptophyta; Magnoliopsida; Rosales; Cannabaceae
Exons: 2
Coding region: 368-841 (157 amino acids)
Source: RefSeq, a predicted model, not a curated record
AAUAUUGCAUAAAAUACAAUUCAAUAUAAUACAAUACGACUUAAUACGGCGUUACAAACGAGCCCUAAAACAACUACAUAGUACAAUCUGAAAAUAAAUUAAGUAUAGUCUAAACCAUCGUACAUUGAUACCCCCAACACUUAUUUUUGUAACUAGUUAGUCAAAAAAUUUACUUGUUACUUUUCAUACGAUGAGUGUAGAGAGAGAUCGAUCCAGGCAUGGCAUGGGGCCGGUGGAAAAGCGUGAGGCGCACGCAUAUAUCCGACGUGCGAAUGAUAUAAUUCAUUAUGUCCCGCCACCACCACCACCACAACCAUAAUCUCUUCUUCAUUCAAUUUUCAAUAAUAAUUUCUUCUAUUGCGCCUCUAUGGCUAACCUGCGCACCAACAAACUACUACGCACCACCAACCCCAUAACACCACCUCCCUCACCCAUUCCCACCGGCAAAGGCUCUCGCUCCGCUUCCAACGACUCCUUCGCCCGAUUUCUACACCACUCUCUUCGCGUCCCCGGUCUCUUCUUACCACCUUCUAUUCAACCACUCCCCGAUCUCACUCCUCCUCAGGUCCUCCAUCUCCGUGACGAUGACCACGAUCGGAUUCGAGAUUCGGUUAAGGAUUUUGGGUUGGUUCGGAUCGGCGGUCAUGGGAUUUCUGUAGAUGAGUUACGAUCGUUGUUGAUUCGUGGUGGCGAGUGGAAUGGGAAUCGGGAAGAGGAGAUGUUGUUGUGGGUUUCUUGUUCUCCGACUGAAUGGACGGAUUCGGUUCGGGUUCCGAUCGGGGACUCCAGCAGAUAUCGGGUACUAAGGAAUGGAGUCUUCAGGAUAAUUUCAAGUGUGUGACAGAGAAAAUGAUUUUUGUGCCAGAUGAAAGCUCAGAUUAUUCUUUCUCCAUAAAACUCAAUUACUUUCCUUCAAAUUCAAAUAUUGGUAAGAGUAAGAAAAUCUCCAUUGGUGAUCAGAUCGUUAUUGCAAUCAUCAUUACUCUCCUAUACAAAAUUUUGAUGUUCUUAACAUCAAAGAUUUUCGGAGCAUAGUUUUGGGCAUAUAUAUUUUUUUUGGUGGUGAAGGGUUUGGUUUUCAUCAAUUUAUUUUCUUUUUCUUACUCUGAAAAUUAAUUUUAUAGAAAGGGUCCCCUUUUGAUGUGUUGGGGAUCUGUGAAUGGCAUGGCUUGAAGGAUUGAAUUGAGUGAAAGUUUGGUUAUACACACACACAAUAAAAAAAAAAGACUUGUACAAAUCUUCAUGGACCUAAAUGUAAAAGAAAGAAAGAAAA